Molecule: messenger RNA, 1436 nt
Organism: Trematosphaeria pertusa
Lineage: Eukaryota; Fungi; Ascomycota; Dothideomycetes; Pleosporales; Trematosphaeriaceae
Exons: 3
Coding region: 1-1419 (472 amino acids)
Molecular function (GO): protein binding
Source: RefSeq, a predicted model, not a curated record
AUGCUCAAACAGAAAGUCACUAUGCGCGAAGAUUGUGCCUCCUUAUUGUCAAUUUUCAGCGAGAAUCAGAAAGUACUCGCUCAUAUGACAGCCUGUGCCAACAAUCUUGCAACUCUUCACGAUUCGAAUUACGCGCUCGGGACUUAUCCAUUCGAGGAUGACGGGUUUCUCUUCUCAAUGUUCUUGGCCGAGACGUGCGAGUAUGACAGGGCUACCGAACUUUGUAAAGCCGUCAUCGGUUCACGGAAAUCCAGACGGGGAGAUUCUCACGAGAGCGUUUGGGAGGCUGUUGCACUCAUGGGAAAACUUAUUCGUCUGCAAGGUCGUCUUAGGGAAUCAGUGACCAUGCAUUUCGAGUUGUAUCAGUAUCGAGUUCGGCAGUACGGCGAAACGGACCUGCGCACGAUUCGUGCUAUGUUGGAUUUUGCGGAAGACCACGAGUCACUCACCGGUUCCAUGGAUGCGACCAAUCUGGCUUAUCUGGAAUGGAAGGGGCACAAGCAUCCAAAAACCAUUUCAGCAAAAGCGAAUCUAGCUAGUGUCUACGAAGAUCAGAAAAGAUUCGAUAUUGCCUGCCAGUUGAGAGAAGAAGUUACCAAAGAUCGUACGGAGGUGUUUGGAGAGGGCGACGGUGCGACAACAUGGGCAAAAUUUCAUCUCGCCUCUACGUAUCUGGCACGAGACGACCUGGACAAUGACCGAGCUUUUUCAACGCUCGAAGCACUCUACAGUGAGUUACACAGCUCGACCGACCCUAACGAACGUGAGCUCGCCAUGGAAUGUCUGCACAUGCAGGCAAAAGCCUUGGAACGCAAAAGAUCCGCUAGGGACGUGGAGAGGGUCCGUGGUAGAAUAUUGCAUUUGCGAGCAAAGGGAGACGAGGUGCAACGAGCUAAGAGAAACCUUCGACCAUACUGGUGCAAAUGCGCUGCUCCUGUGGAGGCUGUUACGAUACCCAUCGAAGUCAUCGAAGGUCCCACAACACACGCAAAACAUAUCACAGCCGGGCAGGUUGGCCGGGCAUUCAACUCGUUCAAAGAACGGUUAGGGUCCUCUCGCCAAUCGCGCGACCCUGGUACCUCAUCCGCAAACUCAAAUGGUGUGAGAUUCUCCAUCACAGACGCCCUAUCUCAGGCUUUCAAAACGCAAAUAGCACGCACAUCUCCUCCAGCGGCGUCAGCACAAAACCCGUUAACUGCGGCGGUGUCGAACCUCAGCUCGAAACGUUGUAGCGCUACUUCUCAGUUAGUAAGGCAACAGCUAGUGCCCGGUCUCUUGCACGGCGCUCCUGUCGUGGCUAUCAAACUUGAGGAUGCGAGGAGUAGGCAGGCACAGCAUUUGAGAUCCAAGAGUGAGACUAGUCUGUUGGUUCCUGUUAUUGGGCAUAUGCGGUCAAGGAGUACAUCUGGGCGGAGCUGAGCUGUUGACAUAGGCGG